AGCCUCUUCCCAGAAGUGAAAUCCAGCUGUUCUGUCUCUGGGUGUGAGAAAAGAAACUGACCAGAGGCAGCCCUUGGCAGCAAGGUGCUGGUGGGAGGGGAGAUCUGGGGCUGCUGGGACCCGCUCCCCCCAGGUCCUCCUCUGCCCCAGCUGAGCCGCCCCCGUCAGGAGACAGCUCUGGCCGGUGUAUAGGCAAAAAGUGAAACCGCUCCGUUUUUGUGACGGUCACAGCUCAGUUCGGGUGCGCAUGCUCAGUGCACCCAAAGUAGCAAAUUCUGAGAAGUUCGUGUUUUGCUCGCUACACCGGACCCCCCGGGACGCGCAGCCCGGUGUCCCCGGAGACGAGCAGCAUGGGGGGCUGGAGGACGGGCUGUGCCUUCAUGACAGUUGCCUUCUUCUUGGCCGCGGUUGCUCUGAUCGCCUGCCUGGUCUAUAUCUCCUCGGCCCCGACCCAUCUGCGGCAGUGCCAGGACCAGCUGGCUAAUGGCACCGCCGCGCUGACGGGGAAACUCACCGCGCUGGAGGAAGAGAAGGGGACGCUGGAAGAGCAGCAGGCCGGGGCGAGGGCAGAGCUGGCGGGGGCCAACCAGAGCCUCUGGGAGAUGCGUGCGCGCUGGGAGUCCUGCGGGAGCCUGACGGGUGUCCUGCAAAGCAACAUCACAGCCCUGCAGGAGGAAAUCACCCGGCUGGGAGGCAGAGAGACCGGAGGGGGACAAGGUGAAACUGACAUGCUCCGACAGCAGCUCCUCGAGGCUCAGCAGCAGAGAGAUAAACUCAAAGCUGAGGUCUGGCAGCUGGAGCAGCAGCUGUCCCAAAGCCCGAAGAAUCAGAGCUCUGGGGGAAGCAGCCUCUGGAUCCCCGUCGUGACCGGCUACCUGAGCCUACUGGCUCUGUCCCUCACUGAGAUCCUGCUCCUGUGAGAGGAACAGGUGUGGACAGGGCUGAGCAGGCAGCAGGGAGAGUGGAGAAACCCCAUCCCAUCCGGGAACACGCCGCACUGCAAAGCACAGCCAGCUCACCCCCCAGCCUCGAAACACUCGCAGGAGCUAGUCUAAGCUACCAUCUCGCUUGGCAAGUCUCCUGGAUCGUGCCUGGAGCCGGGUUCCUGCCCAGCCCGGGAGGACGCUGGGGAAAGGGUGAAGAUGCAGCGGGAUGGAGGGUGCAGGCAGAAUGGAGCAGCUUUGCCAAAGGCCCUGGAGUUUCCCGGCUGGAGAUCACUCCAAAUGAUGGUUACCCUGAGUGGGGUGAAGUCCCUGCUACUUUCUUAGGGGGUUUAUUUGUCUAAUAAA
Messenger RNA from Pelodiscus sinensis (Chinese soft-shelled turtle), 1289 nucleotides. RefSeq lists its product as uncharacterized. The record is from RefSeq and is a predicted model, not a curated record. Lineage: Eukaryota; Metazoa; Chordata; Testudines; Trionychidae.